This is a messenger RNA of Olea europaea var. sylvestris, 592 nucleotides long. Its product is annotated as eukaryotic translation initiation factor 2 subunit beta-like. Gene Ontology annotation, cellular component: eukaryotic translation initiation factor 2 complex. Gene Ontology annotation, biological process: translational initiation; formation of cytoplasmic translation initiation complex; formation of translation preinitiation complex. The record is from RefSeq and is a predicted model, not a curated record. Bases 56 to 370 code for a protein of 104 amino acids. The transcript is spliced from 3 exons. Gene Ontology annotation, molecular function: mRNA binding; translation initiation factor activity; translation initiation factor binding. NCBI's taxonomy places the organism in Eukaryota, Viridiplantae, Streptophyta, Magnoliopsida, Lamiales, Oleaceae.
ACCGAGUAUAGUAGAUUAUAACUUCGAUUAUAAUCUUCCUCAAUGUGGUGUUCCUAUGUAUAGGAUGCACAGGCAACCAGAGCAUGUCAUGACUUUCUUGCUGGCUGAGAUGGGAACAAGUGGCUCACUUGAUGGUCAACAAAGAUUGGUAGUUAAGGGGAGAUUCGCACCCAAGAACUUUGAGGGAAUCCUGCGGCGCUAUAUUAAUGAUUACGUCAUAUGCAAUGGCUGCAAAAGUCCAGAUACUGUCCUUUCAAAGGAGAACCGUCUCUUCUUUCUCAGAUGUGAGAAGUGCGGUUCUGGGCGAUCUGUUGCUCCAAUUAAGGCUGGAUUUCGUGCUCAAGUUGGUCGUCGGAAAGCUGGAACUUGAUGACAAUUUGCUCGUCUUUAGAACUCUUUGUUUAAUGUCUGAUAUCAAUUUUACUACUAGCAAGAAGAAUAUCUGGAUGUACUUCUGUGAGGGUAGUUAAGGAGAGUGAGCUUUGUUGAAAAGUUUGGCGUGAGAGUUGCGGAUGUAUUGCUUUCAAUUAGUAUAUGCAUUAUGAAUUUGCUCAUGAAGUUGCAUUAUAAAUAUAUUGGUAGUUAAUGUCAA